GAACACCAUUUAACCAUGAAGUUCCACCUUGUGCUGGCCGUCGUGCUGUGCUCCAUCACCGCAUCAUUGUGUUCAGAGGAAGAACAAAUAAGUUCCGCAAACAUGUCGAGCAUUGCGAUUGCCAAAAAAUUGAUAGAGAAAAGCAGCAUUCAGUGUUUCCUGAAUUGGCUGUCGAGGCUGGGGAAAAAUGCAGGUACAUUUACUACUGAUUUGGCUGCUUGUACCACAGGAUAUGGCGAUAAAUCGGCGAGCAUCUUGACGGCCUUCGUAUCGAUUGCCACCAAAGUCCAGCCCAUUGUGACAGCCUGUGCGGGCAUAAUCGCAAAUGCAGUUAUUGGUGGGCUAUUUUGUAUCAAAGAAAUAUCAUUUAAGGCCUUGCCUUUGGUUCGAGCACUGAAACAGUUUCACGAUGCGUGCUCCGGUGAGCCACGAAAUGCGACGCAGUGCGCGAAAAACUCGUUCAAGAAAUUCUUUUCAGUUACAAGUGUCUACGAAAUCAUCGAUAGCUGCUUAUACCCGGAGAAAUGCGCUGAAAAUUGCGAAUUCUCGCACAACAAAUCAAUGUGGUAAUGGUUUAUAAAAUGGUUUAAUUUAUGCCCCGUGGAGUGCCAAUUCACCAUGAAGAUCCAACUCGUUCUGGCCUGUGUUUUUCUUUGUUUUUACAUCACUGAAUCGGUAGAGGCAAAUCGGUAAAAGUCUUUAUAAUGAUCCAUAGCUUAUUCCUGAUCCUUUGCAGUUGGCAGAUGAGGAGCGAAUAAAUGACAACCCUUGAAAUUGCCACGAAAAAUGGCGAAUGU
Molecule: messenger RNA, 797 nt
Organism: Drosophila obscura
Lineage: Eukaryota; Metazoa; Arthropoda; Insecta; Diptera; Drosophilidae
Exons: 3
Coding region: 16-570 (184 amino acids)
Source: RefSeq, a predicted model, not a curated record